Molecule: messenger RNA, 813 nt
Organism: Penicillium egyptiacum
Lineage: Eukaryota; Fungi; Ascomycota; Eurotiomycetes; Eurotiales; Aspergillaceae
Source: the annotation of a GenBank genome assembly
AUGCUGAUCAUCGGGCUCACUGGCUCAAUAGCCACAGGCAAGUCAACUGUCUCAUCCAUUCUCUCUACACCACCCUACUCCCUCCCAAUAAUCGACGCCGAUCUUCUCGCCCGCAAAGUAGUCGAACCCGGCACCGCAGGCUACAAAGCGAUCGUCAACUACUUCGGUCCCAGCACACCAGACCUAUUAUUGGAAGAUGCGCCCACAAACCCGAAUGGAAAACCACUGAACCGACCGGCGCUGGGGCGGCGCGUCUUUGGUAGCACGGAAGAGCGCAAACGCGACCGACAAGUCCUCAACGGCAUCGUCCACCCCGCCGUCCGGUGGGAAGUCUACAAAGCCUUAAUCUACCAUUACCUGCGUGGCCAAUGGGCAGUCGUCCUGGAUGUACCGCUCCUCUUCGAGAGCGGGAUGGAUCUUAUCUGCGGAACGGUAAUUGUGGUUGGGGUCCACGAUCCUGAAAUCCAAACUGCGCGCUUGCGCGCCCGCGAUGCGCAUCUUACAGCCGAGGAUGCAGAGAACCGAGUCCGGAGUCAGGGGGAUGUGCGGACGAAAGCGACGCAGGCGGAGUUUCGGGGGACGACGGCGGCGCGUGGGGUAGUGAUUUGGAAUGAUGCUGAUAAGGCGGAGCUGGAGGUUGCGGUUAAGGGGGCUAUGGGUAGUAUUGCGGCGUCGAGUCCGAGAUGGUGGGCGUGGGCGUUGUUGGUCGUGCCGCCGGUUGGGGUUGGGGUUGCUGCUUGGAAUUUGAUUGUGAAUUUUGCGACGCAGAAGGGGUGGGAGAAGAAGAAGCAGGAAGAGAAGGCGAAGCUUUGA